CAGUUCGAAGGUAAAAUAUAAAUUCAUUUUUUAUUAGGCGUUGUCCUCGGGGUCACCGUUGUCAUUGCUUAAAAACGCUUAGCUGUUACGGAAAGUUCCGGUUACUCGUUUUCAAUUUUCAGUGUGUUUGCUAUCAUUUUAAUUCACUUGUCACAAACUUGUCACGUUAAUGUCUAUUCAAACUGUGCCAAUUAACUUAGGAGUUAUUUAUCUACUUUUCAAAAGGACUUAAGUUAAAUGUACAAAACAUUAUGUAUUAUUUGUUUUAAUUUACCUGUGGAAAAUUACUUUGUAUUGUUUUAAUCAACAAUAGCUUAAAAGGGUGUGCAUUUUCUCUCACUUAACAUUUUUAAAUCUCUAUUUUAAGGUGUCACUGCCUUAGCCCACUGUCAUAUUUCGCACACCUCGCAUUAUUGGCCGUCAAAUAACAAAAAAGAAAAUAACAGGUUAUUAUCAUUCUGUGGCCUCUCGGAAGCUAUGCUGUUUUUGAAUAUUUAAUGACCCAUGUCAGCUGCCUGCAGACGUCAUUUCCAUAUUCUAGCAAAGAUACAAAUCCUGAUCCGCUCGGCUGAAGAUAUUUGGAGUUAUCAACAAAGACCUGAAGUUAGCUAGACACUGGUAUGGAUAUAAAGGACAUUCUGUUGUGGCAUGACGUCAAAGUGUCCGUCAUUGUGUUUGUCAGCGGCUUUGUUCUCCUUGUCUGCCUGACACAGUUCAGUGUGGUCAGCGUUUUCACCAACAUAGCGCUGGUCUGCCUCGCUCCGAUGUUGGCCCUACGACUUUUGUUAACUGCAAGAUCAGCGUUUCUGAGAAGCGAAUUUGAACACCCGCUCAAAUCAUAUUUAUCGAAGGACAUUGAAGUAUCUAAGGAUAAGGCUGACCAACUCGGUGAAAAAGUUGCUGAGUUUGCUGUUUCCAUGACUACAAAGCUGAGAGGACUUUUCUUGGUCGAUGACUUAUCUGACUCUCUGAAGGUAGGAUGCCCUGAGGGAGGGAGCUAAUCUACAAAGUUUUAUACCGGGGAGGCUCGCCCCGAGAUCCAACCCAAACCUUUUGUAUACCAGUUUGUCAGAAAACGUACCCCUUUCACGUACCUUUAAUCAAAAAAGGUAACCACAUUCACAUGCUUUCAUAACCGUCCUGUGUUAUGAAUAAAUCGCCAGGGUUUCUCAAACGCUAGACAACCUGCAGGUCAUAAAAAAACUGGGACUCACAGAAGCUCUGGCUAAUUAACUAAGACUCCCACUACUUUACCCUACUAAGUUAUUAAUUUCUCUACUUUACUGCCGUGUUCGCUCAUGCCACUUAGUCAAGCGCUCUGACUCACGCAUGCAUAGUGACUGCACUCGCACUCACACAGCGUACACGCGCGCACGAGCUGACGCGA
Orbicella faveolata is the source of this 1387-nucleotide messenger RNA. RefSeq names its product reticulon-1-A-like. NCBI's taxonomy places the organism in Eukaryota, Metazoa, Cnidaria, Anthozoa, Scleractinia, Merulinidae. The record is from RefSeq and is a predicted model, not a curated record. Gene Ontology annotation, cellular component: endoplasmic reticulum membrane; axon.